This is a messenger RNA of Emiliania huxleyi CCMP1516, 969 nucleotides long. RefSeq lists its product as hypothetical. Bases 1 to 969 code for a protein of 322 amino acids. The transcript has 3 exons. Lineage: Eukaryota; Haptophyta; Isochrysidales; Noelaerhabdaceae. The record is from RefSeq and is a predicted model, not a curated record.
AUGCCCAAGGCAGCGAAGUCCAAGAAGGCGCCGCCGCCGACGCCGUACGCCGAGCCCAAGUCCAAGAAGCCGGAGCCCACCGGCCCCGUCUGGGAGGCCAAGCCGAAGCACUUCGGCAUCGGGCAGGACAUUCUUCCCAAGCGCAACCUCACGCGGUACGUGCGGUGGCCAAAGUACGUGCGGAUCCAGCGGCAGCGCAAGGUGCUGUACCAGCGGCUCAAGGUGCCGCCGUCGAUCAACCAGUUCACCAACAAGCUCGACAAGAACGUCCAGACCAACCUCUUCAAGCUGCUGCACAAGUACCGGCCCGAGUCCAAGGCGGAGAAGAAGGAGCGGCUGCAGGCGUCGGCCGAGAAGGUGGAGAAGGGGGAGGCGGACGAGUCGAAGAAGCCGCUCUUCAUCAAGUGCGGCAUCCACCACAUCACCAAGCUCUGCGAGCAGAAGAAGGCGCAGCUGGUCGUGAUUGCCGCCGACCUGGUCAUCUGGCUGCCGGCCGUCUGCCGCAAGAUGGACAUCCCGUACUGCAUCAUCCCCUCCAAGGCGCGGAUCGGCGCCCUCGUGCACCAGAAGAAUGCGACCGCCAUCGCGCUCACCGGCGACGAGGACGAGGACGACACCGCCGUGCGCAUGCAGGCAUGCGGCGAGGCUCCGGCAAUGCCCCCGAAGGGCUACGUCUAUGCGGCGACGUGCCCGCCGCUGGCGAACGACGACGAGCAGCGCGCGCUGUGCCGGCGCAAGAUCCUCGCCGCGCACCUCCUCGACGGCGCCACCGGCUGGUACGUUGGCACCGUGCAGCACUUCGGCGUGGGCUCCUCGUGGCGUCAGCCUGACGCGACGCACAUCGUCAUGUACUCCCAGAAAGAGACGGGCACCAAGCACCUCGCGGGCCGUGUCGCGUGCAAGCUAGCCGCCGACAACUAUGGCGCGAGCGAGUGGUGGCUCCUGCUGGAGCCGGCGCCAGAGAGCUGA